AUGGCAGCAUCUAAACGACUUCGUCAACGAAUAUUAACAGAUAAUAAAAAUUUUCCAAUAUCUUCAAGUACUUUUAUCGAAACUCCAUUAACAUCAACCAUCAGUAUAUCAGGAACAACAUACAAUCAUUUGAAUAUUUUCAAUCAUAAAGAAUCUAUUCAAGCUACUGAACUAGUCAAUUUACAACAACAACAACAACAAAGAGAUAGAUUUGAUGAAAAAUUUAAAUUAAUUCAAAAUAAUUUCGAAAUUAUACCAAAAACAACAAUAAAUAAUAAGCAUACAAAUGCUAAUAUAACUAAAACCAUUGUUGAUGAAAUACAGAGUAAUAAUGAAGACGAUUGGGUUUGUCCAGUGGCUGUAGCAUUGAGAAGAGCAGGCUAUAAUGUACCACUCAGACCUUCAAAAUCUUGGCUUGAACGAGAUCGAAAGAAACAAGCAUUAUUACGUGAACGAUAA
Molecule: messenger RNA, 459 nt
Organism: Rotaria sordida
Lineage: Eukaryota; Metazoa; Rotifera; Eurotatoria; Philodinida; Philodinidae
Source: the annotation of a GenBank genome assembly